Molecule: messenger RNA, 885 nt
Organism: Tetrahymena thermophila SB210
Lineage: Eukaryota; Ciliophora; Oligohymenophorea; Hymenostomatida; Tetrahymenidae
Exons: 7
Source: RefSeq, a predicted model, not a curated record
AUGGGAUCUUUAGACAGUGUUUAAAUUCAAUCUAGAGAAAAAGUUUAAUCACUCGAACAACAUAAUACCUAUUUCAUAAUAAAUAAUAUUCAAUAACGUACUUUAUAACAAAGAUGUUCUAAACCUUUAAAUAUCUCUUCAGAUGAUUUGAAUACAGAUGUAGAAGAUAAUGAUGAUUAAUAAAAAAUUAAUUUUAUAAAUAACUUUACUGUUCAAGGUUUUUUUCUUCACACUGAAGAUUAAUAUUAAAAUUUAGAAUGUCCUAAAAACUCCAAUCAGCUAUAAAAAUGUUUGUCAUUAACAAGCUAAGAUUCAUCUUCUAAUAACAGCUAGACUUUAGAUUUAAAAAGCGAUGACUCUGUAUUCAAUAAAUAAGAUGACUUUUUUGCAUAAGGCAGCUAUUAAGAUUAAACCAAAUAGGUUCUUUCUUUUUUUGAUGAUAUUAAAAACGAUGACGACUAAUAAAUUAACAUAUAAAAUUCAUGUAUUGAAAAAUCUUAAUAAGUAGUAAAUAAAUCUAAGUUCUACGAAAGUCAAAAGCAAAACUUCUGUCAAUAAAUGAAUGAACAAGUAGACAAUCCUUAAAUAAAUUUCUUUAAUAUGGACUUCUAUGAAAUUUAUAAUAAAUAUCUUGUUCAGCUUUUGCUUAAAAGUGAGUCCAAUCAGUUAAUAUCUGAAUAAUAAUAUUUUUAUAGUGAGCUUGUGAUUAAAAUAUCUAGAAAAGUAGGCAAUAGUGAUUUGAGUGUCUAACCUGAAAUAUAAGGAUUACUGCACUUUGUCUUUUAAUCUUUAAAGAAUUAAGAUAAUCUUUAUAAAAUAAAAUUAUAAAAUAAUGAUGAUUAUCCAAAUUUUAUAAAAUCUUUAUAAAAUUGUUAUAAUCAAUGA